GUUUUCGUAUUAAACGUUCGUGGUUCUAGAAUCCAUGUUUAAAGUUAUAAAAGAAAAACAAGAAAAAAUGAUGGAUGGAACAUAUAAGAUCACAGAACGAAACGGGCACCAGGAUUCCAAACCAGGAAAUGAAAAACGCCAGACAGGAGAAGCCGAAGACCAGGAUAGACAAGAGGAAGUACCAGCUGGAGGAGACACAGGCCUAGCCGUGGACACGAGGUGUGGGGUGUGGACAUUCAAGCCGGACAUCUUGCAGCCGUGUGCCAACAUCUGGAGUUUCACCCUGACAUACAGCUUGGCCGCACUGUUGACCUCGACCUUGACCUCAUACAUCAACUCACAGGUGACGACACUAGAGAGACAAUUUGGCCUGAACUCCAAACAGACAGGUUUGAUCCUGGCAGCCAAUGAUGUGGGGUUUCUCAUCUGUGUGCUGUUCGUUAGCUACUCGGCUCCGAAAUUACACCUACCGAGGUCACUAGGUGUAGCGACGAUCACAUUUGGCGUAUCAGGCCUGGUCUGCUCCCUACCUCACUUCAUCUUUGGCACGCGCACGGACACUGGUCAGCUACAGACCAACGUGACCUCUUCCAGAACUCUCUACGGUGCCAUGUGUGACGGUCAGAACCAGACCUUCAACAAAUGUGGGUCAGCAGAGGACAAGAAAAGUCACCUGACGUCAGAGAACACGGCCAUUAUCUCUCUCGUCAUCAUCUUCCUGGGUAUGAUGAUACAGGGCUUCGGGAAAGCCCCGAGAACAGCCUUCACAGUGACGUAUAUUGAUGACAACACCAAGAAAACCAACACUGGAAUGUUAAUAGGGGUUAUCACUAGUUUUGGGAUGUUUGGACCGGCGUUGGCGUUUCUGCUAGGAGGCUUUUUCACCCGGAUGUACGUCACACUACAAGAUACCAAGCUGACCCCAUCACAUCCCAACUGGAUCGGUGCCUGGUGGCUGGGUUAUGUAGUGUUUGGUUGUCUGGCCCUGGCUGUGUCGGUUCCACUCUUCUGUUUCCCGAGGAAACUUCAACAAAAGGCUUCUAAAAAACAGAUCAGCCAGAACCUCGACAACAACAGACCCGAUGACCACACAGAGACAGAAUCUCCCACAUACGGAAAUGCCAAUCCUCCUGACGACGCCAGCUCGAGAGUUAAUCUCCGCAUCAACUACAUCCUUACUUUCAUUAAAGAUUUUUUGGCAGCGGUCGUUCGACUUUUGACUAAUCCCGUUUAUAUCUCCAUGGUGAUCUCAAUUUGCUGCGUAUUGUUUGGUGUCAGCGGUGGUGAUUCCUACAUACCCAAAUAUCUUGAAGCAAUGUUUAACCUACCCACAUACAAGGCUAACUACGUCAUGGCUGUUAAAGCCCUGUUUGCAUCAAUAUGUGGAAUAUUUAUUGGAGGGUACCUGACCAAGCGUAUCAAAAUGACGAUCAUAACGGCCUUACAGUUUUCCAUCAUCGUCAAUUCAUUGUCCUUGUUGGCGUGCGUCUUGGCGUUUUUCUUUCAAUGUCCGCAACCUGAGGUCCAUAACUGGCCGAGCACCAACACGACGUGCAACACAGGUUGCCAGUGUACUGACAACAGCUACUUCGCCAUCUGUGGUCAAGACGGCAAGACCUACUACUCACCAUGUACAGCCGGCUGCUCAAACAGCAUUAGCGGGGUGUAUCAGAACUGCACUUGUAUUCCAGGUGGUCAGGCGACCAGUGGCUCCUGCGACUAUGGCUGCGACCAUAUUUACGCCUACGCCUUUUUCUUCACGUUAAGGUCUCUUGUUUCGACAUUAUCUGUUGUGCCGAAGCUUCUUGUAAUGAUAAGGAGCGUUGACCCUCGUGACAAGGCCAUGGCUUUGGGAUUUGAAGCUUUCAUGACGUCUUUAUUUGGCUGGCUUCUUGGUCCCGUCAUCUUCGGCUACUUCAUCGAUGGCAUCUGCGUCAUCUGGGACGUCAAAUGUUCCACCAGGGGGCGCUGUCUGCUGUACGACAACGAGGUCUUUAACAACAAGAUGCACGGCUACAUCACCGUCGCUAUCACCCUGUCCGUCCUCUUCCAGUGUAUCUCCUACGUCUUCGCCAGGAGGAACCCGCGUUUCCAUGACAACUUCGGUCAGGAUAACAUCACUUCCGGUGACCUAAGUGUCAAGGUCAGCAAUGACCAAACAACGGACGACGGGGGAAUCCAUUACACACAGACAACUCUAACACCCACACAAACAGAAAAACAUGAUGGAAACUGCUUAAAACAGCACGAUUCUACUCAUCACAUUUAAUAAAAUUGGAUCCCUAUGCUAAAAAAAAAACCCACAAGGAUAAAAUAUAAUAGUUGAACAAA
Messenger RNA from Physella acuta, 2331 nucleotides. Its product is annotated as solute carrier organic anion transporter family member 2A1. Gene Ontology annotation, cellular component: basolateral plasma membrane. NCBI's taxonomy places the organism in Eukaryota, Metazoa, Mollusca, Gastropoda, Physidae. Gene Ontology annotation, molecular function: protein binding. Gene Ontology annotation, biological process: sodium-independent organic anion transport; transmembrane transport. The record is from RefSeq and is a predicted model, not a curated record.